This is a messenger RNA of Nematocida minor, 639 nucleotides long. RefSeq names its product large subunit ribosomal protein L7e. The transcript has a single exon. Gene Ontology annotation, biological process: maturation of LSU-rRNA from tricistronic rRNA transcript (SSU-rRNA, 5.8S rRNA, LSU-rRNA). Bases 1 to 639 code for a protein of 212 amino acids. Gene Ontology annotation, cellular component: cytosolic large ribosomal subunit. The record is from RefSeq and is a predicted model, not a curated record. NCBI's taxonomy places the organism in Eukaryota, Fungi, Microsporidia. Gene Ontology annotation, molecular function: structural constituent of ribosome; RNA binding.
AUGAAUUCAGUUCACCAAAACAUACAGACACCAGAUGAGAUAAAAAACAAAACCAUCGCAUCGAUCAGAAGAAUGAAAGAUUUCGUAGAGGCAGAGGCCAGAAAACAAGAAGAGGCAGAAAAGAACAACUCAAUAUACGUUCCCGCAGAAGCCCCCUUCCUGUUUGUAGUCAGAAUCAGAAGUGCCAACAAGUGCUCACCAGAUGUGUCCACCGCUCUGGACUGUCUGAGACUCAGAAACAUAAAUACCGGAACUUUCGUCAUAAACAACAAAUCGUCCAAGUCGCUCCUCCAGAAAGUCAGAGCAUACGUUGCCUUUGGAAACCUCUCUCUGGAGACAAUCAGAAAGCUCAUCUACACCAGAGCAUUCGGCAAGUACAACGGCAAGAGAGUAAACAUCACACAGGAGCUCCUAGAGGAGAAGUUUGGCGGAUCCGUUGAAACACUCGAGGACAUUGUAGAGGCUCUUUUCCUUGGAAAGAGACAGGACGCAUCAGCCAUCAACAAGUGGCUGUGGCCAUUUAGACUGAGCUGCCCAAGAAAAGGAUUUGGAGGCAGAAAGAUAAAAGACUUCACAGAGGGAGGAGCCACUGGAGACCGCGGCAGAUAUCUUGAUGAGCUUAUUACAAGAAUGAUAUAA